Messenger RNA from Cuscuta europaea, 2669 nucleotides. The record is from the annotation of a GenBank genome assembly. NCBI's taxonomy places the organism in Eukaryota, Viridiplantae, Streptophyta, Magnoliopsida, Solanales, Convolvulaceae.
GUAAUCAGACAACUACCAGUGUCCCACUCAAGGUCCGUCAUCUGUUUCUAUUUUUUCUGCCAUUUUUGGUUCAUAUUAAUGCUCAAUUGCUAUUCAAGAUUAAAUGCUUCCUUUUCUUGAAUCCCAUAUGUAGUCUUCUAUUUUUUUAUUCAGUUUCCGAGUUUCAAUUGAGUGAAUUCUUGAAUGCUAACCCAGAUUGGAUUUUAGUUGUUUACUCCUUCAGCUAGUUUUAUGUGGAUCAAAGAUGUUAAAUCGUUUCUGACCAGCCAACCCAUAUAUGAUAAUGAUACAAAGUAAUAUACAAUGGCUUUUACUCUAUUAAUACUUGAAGUCAACCCCGAAGAGAUCUAAUCCAAUACUAGGAGGUUUAUAUGUGAGCUUGUAUCAGCAUAUUCUAAGAAGUACAAUUCGGGUUAGUUUGGAUAGUCAUAAUUCCAUUACUCAAAUUUUAAAUAAAAAAAUCAGUUUUUUCAUACUUCAUUAAAACCCUAUGGUUCAACAAUAAAGUCAAGAUUUUAUGCAUAUGGGAAAUUGAUAUCAGAUUUGGUCGUGUCUUUCGAAUUGAUAUUAGAUUAUAGGAUGGAUGCAACUAGAGUUUUUAUGGCCUUACUACCAGUUUGGUUGCUCAUGCCUUUCCUUCUUGGAGUAACAUCUCAUGGGAUACAGCCACUGGCAAGGAUUGCAGUUCAUAAUUCAGUGGUUGCUUUGGAUAGUCAGUCUUUUAUUAAAGUUUAUCCUUCUCUUCUCGGCCGAAAUGGUCAAAACAAAGAAUGGGUUACUUUGGAAUACGGCAAACCAAAUCCAUCUAGUGAUGACUGGAUUGGAGUGUUUUCUCCGGGAAAUUUCAGUGCAUCAACCUGCCUCCCUGAAAAUCAAAUGACAAGUCAACCUUGGUUGUGUACGGCACCUAUUAAGUUUCAAUUUGCAAAUUACUCCAACUCCAAGUACAUAGAGACGGGAAGCGGGUCACUUAAGCUUCAAUUAAUCAACCAAAGAUCGAACUUCUCUUUUGGGUUGUUUUCUGGUGGAUUAUCAAAACCAAAGCUUGUCGCAAUGUCAGAUAUAGUUUCCUUUGAAAAUCCAAAUGCACCAUUGUACCCGAGGUUAGCCCAAGGGAAGAUGUGGGAUGAAAUGACAGUGACAUGGACAAGUGGAUAUGGGAUCAAUGAGGCAGAGCCAUUUGUGGAGUGGGGUAAAAAAGGGGGAGACCAGAAACACUCCCCCGCUGGGACUCUCACUUUUGACCGCAGUAGCAUGUGUGGUGCACCUGCUAGAACUGUUGGAUGGCGUGAUCCAGGGCUCAUUCACACGGCCUUCCUCAAGGAGCUUUGGCCCAACUCAUUGUAUACUUACAAGUUGGGUCAUAAGCUGUUAAAUGGCACAUACGUCUGGAGUCAGAUUUACCAAUUCAAGUCAUCUCCUUAUCCUGGCCAAAACUCUGUACAGCGUGUGAUCAUUUUUGGCGACAUGGGAAAGGAGGAAGCUGAUGGGUCUAGUGAGUAUAACAACUAUCAACCUGGUUCCCUUAAUACCACUAAGCAGCUGAUCGAUGAUCUGAAAAACUAUGAUAUAGUUUUUCACAUUGGGGAUAUCUGCUACGCAAAUGGUUACAUCUCUCAGUGGGACCAGUUUACGUCGCAGGUAGAGCCGAUCGCUUCAAGUGUACCUUACAUGAUCGCAAGUGGCAAUCACGAGCGUGAUUGGCCUGGGUCAGGUUCAUUCUAUGGGAACAUGGACUCGGGUGGUGAAUGUGGUGUCCCAGCUCAAACUAUGUUUUAUGUUCCUGCUGAAAAUAGGGAAAAGUUCUGGUACUCUACAGAUUAUGGCAUGUUCCGGUUUUGCAUUGCUGACACCGAACAUGACUGGAGAGAGGGAACAGAGCAACAUAAUUUCAUUGAGCAAUGCCUUGCAUCUGUUGACCGACAUAAACAACCGUGGCUCAUUUUCCUUGCCCACCGGGUACUUGGCUACUCUUCUGGUGAGUCCUAUGCCAUUGAAGGAUCAUUUGGAGAGCCAAUGGGAAGAGAAAGCCUUCAAAAGCUUUGGCAGAAGUAUAAAGUAGAUAUUGCCAUGUAUGGUCACGUCCAUAACUAUGAAAGGACAUGCCCUAUUUACCAGAAUAUUUGUACAAGCAAAAAGCAACACUUCUAUAGAGGCAGCUUGAACGGGACAAUACAUGUUGUUGCCGGGGGAGGAGGUGCAGGCCUCGCGGGUUUUGCUAACAUAUCGACUUCAUGGAGUCUGUCCAAAGACCAAGACUAUGGAUUUGUCAAGUUAACAGCGUUCGAUCAUUCAAACCUCCUGUUUGAGUACAAGAAGAGCAGGGAUGGUAAAGUACAUGACUCCUUCAGGAUAUCACGGGAUUAUAGAGACAUUUUGUCUUGCACGGUGGAUAGCUGCCCAAGCACGACCCUUGCGUUUUGAUCCAAUGUAAUGAGGCAAUACCCUCCUCCACUGCCAGUUUGGUUUUUCUUUUACACUGACUGCUUGACACAAUACCUUUCCAAUGACAUGAGCCGAUGAGCAGGCUAAUAUGAACUGCUGUGUUGACAAAAAUCAGAGUGAAAGAUAAGAUUAAGUUAUGGUUGGUAAACUCAGAUCAUUUAAAAUGCAUUUUAAUUGCAGAAGGCAAGACCUAUAGUAAUAAAAAUUGUUUUUUCUCAUUAUCA